This is a messenger RNA of Charadrius vociferus (killdeer), 1116 nucleotides long. RefSeq names its product forkhead box A1 (gene FOXA1). NCBI's taxonomy places the organism in Eukaryota, Metazoa, Chordata, Aves, Charadriiformes, Charadriidae. Gene Ontology annotation, molecular function: DNA-binding transcription factor activity, RNA polymerase II-specific; RNA polymerase II cis-regulatory region sequence-specific DNA binding. The record is from RefSeq and is a predicted model, not a curated record. Gene Ontology annotation, biological process: anatomical structure morphogenesis; cell differentiation; regulation of transcription by RNA polymerase II. Bases 1 to 1116 code for a protein of 371 amino acids. The transcript is spliced from 2 exons.
AUGUUAGGGACUGUGAAAAUGGAAGGGCAUGAAACCAGCGACUGGAACAGCUACUACGCCGACACUCAGGAGGCCUAUUCCUCGGUGCCCGUGAGCAACAUGAACUCGGGGCUGGGCUCCAUGAACACCAUGAACACCUACAUGACCAUGAACACCAUGACGACGAGCGGCAACAUGACCUCCAGCAGCCCCAUGGCCUACACCCAGUCCAAUCUCGGCAGGACGCGGGACGCCAAGACCUUCAAGCGGAGCUACCCCCACGCCAAGCCGCCCUACUCCUACAUCUCCCUCAUCACCAUGGCCAUCCAGCAGGCGCCCAGCAAGAUGCUGACGCUGAGCGAGAUCUACCAGUGGAUCAUGGACCUUUUCCCCUACUACCGGCAGAACCAGCAGCGCUGGCAGAACAGCAUCCGCCACUCGCUCUCCUUCAACGACUGCUUCGUCAAGGUGGCCCGCUCCCCCGACAAGCCCGGCAAGGGCUCCUACUGGACCCUGCACCCCGACUCCGGCAACAUGUUUGAAAACGGCUGCUACCUCCGCCGGCAAAAGCGCUUCAAGUGCGAGAAGCCGGCGAACAGCAAAGCCCCCCAGGAGGGCAGGAAAGAUCAGGCCGGGGCCUCCAGUUCCAGCUCCAACUCCCCCCUGCACAGAGGCCACAAUAAACCCGCGCAGCUGGAGACCGCCACCUCCCUCUCCGGCUCCAACCCGUCCACCAGCCCCCAGUCUAUGGACCACAGCGGAUCGAGCACGGAGCUAAAGACCUCGGCCUCGGCCGCCUCCUCCACCAUCAGCUCCCGCCCCGCCUUGGCCACCGUCCCGCACCCCCCUCACUCCUUAGCCCACGAACCCCAGCUCCACCUCAAGGGCGAUCCCCACUACUCCUUCAACCACCCCUUUUCCAUCAACAACCUCAUGUCCUCCUCGGAGCAGCAGCACAAGCUGGACUUCAAAGCCUACGAGCAGGCGCUGCAAUAUUCCUCCUACGGUGCCAGCAUCCCCGGCGGGCUGCCCCUGGGCAGCGCCUCCAUGGCGGGCCGGAGCAGCAUCGAGCCCUCGGCCCUAGAGCCCUCCUACUACCAAGGUGUGUAUUCCAGACCCGUGCUAAACACCUCCUAG